Molecule: messenger RNA, 1845 nt
Organism: Gossypium raimondii (Peruvian cotton)
Lineage: Eukaryota; Viridiplantae; Streptophyta; Magnoliopsida; Malvales; Malvaceae
Product: inositol-pentakisphosphate 2-kinase
Exons: 8
Coding region: 230-1651 (473 amino acids)
Biological process (GO): inositol phosphate biosynthetic process
Cellular component (GO): nucleus
Molecular function (GO): ATP binding; inositol-1,3,4,5,6-pentakisphosphate 2-kinase activity
Source: RefSeq, a predicted model, not a curated record
UAAAACUAAAAAGCCAGCUGUGGGUUUAUCACUCUCCCCUACCUUUUUUUCCUUUUAUAAAAAAUCAAAGCCGAAGAAGAUUUCUCCAACGCCUUCUUUUUUCACUUCUCAAUCCAUUUUCACAUUUCCGAUAGUUUCGGCUGCGAUUUUCUCAAUUCUUUAGAGAUUUUAACUUAAUUUACAAUCUACAUUGUUCUUCGAUAUCCCGAUCUGCAGCCGCCGUAGAUAAAUGGAGAAAGUGAUUUUAGAGGAAAAGGAUGCAGUUGAUUGGAUCUAUAGAGGAGAAGGAGCUGCUAAUCUUAUUCUCGCUUACACUGGAUCGUCUCCCGCAUUUAUUGGGAAAGUGCUGCGAAUACAAAAGUCGCAACGGAACGGCAACAGUGGCGUGAAAGAAGGCAGAGCUUUAACAACGCAUGAACGGCUUCUUUGGCGAGAAAAUAAGGAGCUAACGGCGUCGUCAAACAGAGAGAUUCUAGAACAGCUUUACGUCAAACAUGUUAUGAUCCCAUUGUUAGGCCCAAAACAUGUCGAUGUUGGGAUUCGUGUUCUUGUUACUAAGGAAUUCCUUAAGUCCGUUGAGAAGAAUGUGACUUGUCACCGGCCUGCUUGGCGAGUUCACUCAUCCCAGGUUGAUGUAAAUCGUGAUUCUGUGCUAAUCUUAUCUGAUCAUUCGAUCUUUCCCGAUGGUAAUCUUAAAGGUGAACCAUGUAUAACUGUUGAGAUAAAGCCCAAAUGUGGAUUUCUCCCAUUUUCAAGAUUCAUAACUGAAGAAAAUGCUGUUAAGAGAAAUGUAGUUCGGUUUAGAAUGCACCAAGCACUGAAGUUGCAUAAUCAAGAGAUAUCAGAAUAUAGUGAAUAUAAUCCGCUGGAUUUAUUCUCUGGAUCCAGAGAAGGGAUACAAAAAGCUAUUGAAGCUCUGUAUGCCACUCCUCAGAACAAUUUCCGUGUAUUUCUGAAUGGUUCUAUUGUAUUUGGGGGUUUGGGUGGUGGCACGAACAGCACUACUGUUCAGGUUGGUGAGGCCUUUGAAGAUAUACUUAAGAAUGUCAUUCAGGCAGAUAAUGGCCAGCGCACAACUAGUUUUCUACAGCUUGUUGCUGAGACAAUUUAUAUUUCUGGUGCUUUAGAACAACUUCUUGAAGUUCAGAAGCUUGAUACUUAUGACAUUGAGGGGGCGAUUCAUGCUUAUUACAACAUAAUUUCUCAACCUUGUAUGGUCUGUAGAGAAUUGUGUAAAGAUAAAUUAUCAUGCCGCUAUACCUCUUUGCACUCCAUUCCAUUGGAUCAAAGCUUGAAGAUUGUAAAGGACUAUCUGAUAGCUGCAACUGCGAAGGACUGUAGUCUGAUGAUUAGUUUUAGACCAAAGGAAGAUGGUAGACUCCCUUCUCACAAUACUGUAUAUCUAGGAUCAACUAACCAAGCUUUUGAGUGCAAGGUGUAUUUCAUUGAUCUGGAUCUGAAACCCUUGAAGAAAAUGGAGGCUUAUUACGAGUUAGAUAAGAAAAUUGUUAGCUGCUAUUCUCAGAUGGUGAAAACUGAGCAUGAAACAGAUAAAGCUGUUACAAUAAACUCCAAUGGAAGUGUACGAGAUCAAAGAUACGCAUUAGAAGACGGUUUGUUUACUGAAGGUUGUACUGGUAAGUGCAAGUAGUUCUUAUUAUAUGAUCCCUGAACUGUUGUUGUAAAAGUAAAGGUUGCAAGGAGCCAAGAUGAUUAACUCGUCAUUAGGCUCAAGUUCUUCCUUUCACCACUUUUUGGGGCUUUUGGAUUUCCCUUGGAGAAAAUAAUCUCUUGUGUGUAUCUUUUGCUUAAAGAUUUAUUUGAGUUGAUAUCCUUUUUGUUUUC